This is a messenger RNA of Neltuma alba, 3958 nucleotides long. Its product is annotated as receptor-like protein kinase. Gene Ontology annotation, molecular function: ATP binding; protein binding; protein kinase activity. The transcript has 2 exons. NCBI's taxonomy places the organism in Eukaryota, Viridiplantae, Streptophyta, Magnoliopsida, Fabales, Fabaceae. Gene Ontology annotation, biological process: protein phosphorylation. The record is from RefSeq and is a predicted model, not a curated record. The coding region runs from base 189 to 3530 and encodes 1113 amino acids.
CUCCCUUUCUUCCGAAGUUCAACCCCGUUUCAAGCUCAUUGUUCAGAAGAAUGUCAAUCCCAUGGGGACUUGUUCUUGUAAACAACUGCUACAAGGCACCAAGGUACGUGCUUUUUGUUCCUCGUAAGUAAGCCUCCAAAGUUCCAACCUUGGUUGGUGUCUUGUCGGGUCUCUUGUCUUAUUUGCCAAUGAUGCGUCUCUGGGUGCUUCUUCCUCUAUGCUUGUCUUCCUUGCUAUGCUCUGUUUCUGCUUUGAGCUCUGAUGGGGUGACCCUAUUGUCACUCUUGAGGCACUGGACUUCUGUACCUCAUCCUGUGAAGUCCUCCUGGAAUCUCUCAGAUUCCACUCCUUGCUCUUGGGUUGGAAUCCAUUGCGACCAUGCCCACAAUGUGAUCUCCCUUAACCUCACUGAGUAUGGGAUUGAGGGUCAAGUAGGGCCUGAGAUUGGACUUUUGAGUCACUUGAAGAGCUUUGUAUUGAUGAAUAAUGUUUUCUCUGGAACAAUUCCUCCUGAGUUAGGGAACUGUAGUCUGCUAGAGUAUUUAGACCUUUCUGGAAACCACUUGAGUGGACAAAUGCCUAUGACCUUCAAAAACUUGAAGAAUUUGAAGAAUAUCAACCUUUCUUAUAACCAACUCACUGGUCAAAUCCCAGAAGUUAUCACUCAAAUCCCUCACCUGCAACAUGUUGACAUGUCUAAUAACUCUCUCAACGGUCCACUUCCUUCAGGUAUAGGGAACAUGAGCGAGCUUUUGAUCCUGUAUCUGCAAAAUAAUCAGUUGUCUGGUGAAAUUCCUUCCUCAAUUGGGAAUUGCAGUAAAUUGCAGGAAUUGUUCUUGAAUGUGAAUCACAUUCAAGGGACUCUUCCAGAGACACUGAACAAUCUCCAUGAUAUUGUUUAUCUGGGCUUUGCUAAUAAUGAUCUUAGGGGUACUAUUCCGUUGGGUUCUGGCAGUUGUAAAAAUUUGUUUUUAUUGGAUCUGUCAUACAAUUUAUUCAGUGGAGGUAUUCCUUCAAGCUUGGGAAAUUGUAGUGGCUUAACAGAAUUUUCUGCGGUUAGCAGUGGCUUAACUGGCAGUAUUCCAUCCUCCAUUGGUCUGCUUCGCAAGCUUUCCCUUUUAUGGCUUCCUGUGAAUCAUUUGUCCGGAAAAAUUCCUCCGGAGAUUGGCAACUGUAAGUCUUUGACACAGUUGCAUUUGUAUUCCAAUCAACUUGAGGGAGAAAUUCCGAGUGAGCUGGGAGAGUUGAGUGAAUUACAGGAUCUUGAACUGUUUUCCAACCAUUUGACUGGUGAAAUUCCUCUAAGUGUCUGGAAGAUUCAAAGUCUUGAGUAUAUCCUUGUGUACAAUAAUAGCCUGUCUGGGGAGCUACCUUUGGAGAUGACAGAGCUCAACCAUCUUAAGAAUAUCUCAUUGUUUAACAACCACUUCUCUGGAGUCAUACCUCAAACUUUGGGAAUCAGAAGCCGUUUAUUACAGUUGGAUUUCACGGAUAAUAAGUUCACCGGUAACAUCCCACCGAAUCUUUGUUCUGGAAAGAAGUUAACUCUGCUGAAUUUGGGCCUUAACCAGCUUCAAGGUAGCAUACCUCCAGAUGUAGGAAGGUGUACAACUCUCAAAAGGUUGAUUCUGAAGGAGAAUAAUUUUACAGGGCCCUUACCUGAUUUUGAGUAUAAUCCAAAUCUCACGUUCAUGGAUAUCAGUGGAAACAAUAUCAAUGGCUCAAUCCCACCAAGUUUGGGAAACUGCUCAAAUGUCACUGAUUUAAUUUUGUCCAAUAACAACUUGGAGGGGCAUAUACCCCCAGAGCUAGGUCACCUUGCAAACCUGAAGACUCUGCAUCUUGCUCACAACCACCUAGAAGGUCCUUUGCCACAUGAGCUGUCAAAAUGUACUAAAAUGGACAGUUUUGAUGUGGGAUCCAAUUUCCUGAACGGUCCAUUUCCACCAAGUUUGAGGAGCUGGAUGGUGCUAACCACGUUAAUUCUGAGAGAGAAUCGUUUCCAUGGGGGUAUCCCGGAUUUCUUGUCAGAAUUUAACAAGCUCUCUGAGCUACAGCUUGGUGGAAAUAUGCUUGGAGGAAAAAUUCCAGGAUCACUUGGGGUGUUGCAGAAUCUGCGCUAUGGGUUGAAUCUAAGUGCUAAUGGGCUGAUUGGUGAAAUUCCUCCAGAGAUGGGAAAAUUAUCAAAUCUGCUAACUCUGGAUCUAUCUGGGAACAAUUUGACUGGAAGCAUACGAGUUCUUGCUGACCUUUCUUCAUUACUUAAAGUCAAUGUUUCAUACAAUUCCUUUGAUGGUCCUGUACCAAAGAUGCUGAUGAAGCUGCUUAAUUCUGAUCCUUCUUCAUUUUUGGGGAAUCCUGGCCUGUGUGUCAGUUGUUUAUCAUCAAACAGAUCGGAUUGCAAUCAGAGCAGCCAUCUAAAGCUAUGUGAUGAUAGAUUGACAAACCAGAAAGGGCUUAGUAAAGUACAAGUAGCAAUGAUAGCACUUGGAUCGUCAAUAUUUUUUGUUCUUUUGCUGCUGGGAGUAGUCUAUAUGUGUGUCUGUGGCAGAAAACCUAAGCAGGGAGUCCAGAUUUCUGACAAAGAAGGCACUUCCUCACUUCUUAACAAAGUGAUGGAGGCUACUGCUAACCUGAGUGACCGGUUUAUCAUCGGUAAAGGAGCGCAUGGAGUAGUUUAUAAAGCUUCAGUAGAUCCAGGCCAGGUUUUUGCUGUGAAGAAGCUUGCAUUUUCUGGGAACAAAGGCAAGAGCAAAAGCAUGGUUAGAGAAAUUCAAACCGCUGGAAAGAUUAGGCACCGAAAUCUGGUCAAAUUGGAAGACUUCUGGUUGAGAAAAGACUUUGGUCUGAUCUUGUACACCUACAUGCCAAAUGGAAGCCUUCAUGAAGUUUUGCAUGAAAAGCGUCCACCGCCAUCCUUAGAGUGGAAUGUGCGAUAUAAGAUAGCCAUUGGCAUUGCUCAUGGAUUGGCCUAUCUCCAUUAUGAUUGUGAUCCCCCCAUAGUACAUCGUGACAUCAAACCAAAAAACAUACUCAUAGAUUCUGAUAUGGAGCCUCACAUUGCUGAUUUUGGUAUCGCCAAGCUCUUGGAUCAAUCUUCUGUUUCAGCAUCAUCUAUGUCUGUCCGUGGCACAGUAGGUUAUAUUGCACCAGAGAAUGCAUAUUCAACAGCAAACAAUAGAGAAUCUGAUGUUUACAGUUAUGGGGUAGUUUUACUUGAGUUGAUAACCAGAAAGAAGGCAGUGGAUCCAUCAUUUAUGGAGGGAGUUGAUGUAGUGGUGUGGGUCAGAGCUCUGUGGGACGGAACAGAAGAUGUUCAUAAAAUUGCUGAUUCAAGUCUUGCUGGGCAGUUUCUGGAUUCAAAUGUUCUUGAACAAGCUACCAAAGUGCUUUUGGUGGCUCUGAAAUGCACUGAGAAGGAUCCACGCGUGAGACCCACGAUGAGAGAUGUUAUCAAGCUAUUAGAAGAUGCUAAUCCAAGGACAAGGAGUAAAAAGCUUCCAAGUUCCAGCUUCUUAAUCCGUAGUUGAUCUAUGCAUUAUAAGAAUCAGAAGUAUAUUAGUUUCUUCUUCUCUCAAGUAGUGAAGUACCCUAGUUACACAGCAAAUUCCCAGAUGUUUUGUUUAUCAAUUGGAAAUGCCCAUUGAUGGUUUUGGCACUUCCAGCUUCGAAAUAUGAUUUAUAGUUUCAAUUUUCCCCCCAGAUGAAACUGAAAAUGUCAAGUACUUGCCAUGUAAGCAAUUUCAGAAUGCGAGUAGCUGAAGGCAAAUAGAGGGUGUUGCCUCAAAUUUUGGUGGGGUUACCAAUGUCGUUGACAUUGUGCAUCAAAAGUGUAUCAAAUCCUAAGAAAAUUCAAAAUCCUAUGAGGAAUUAGAGUCUCCUAAGAUUUACGACAGUCUCCACAUUUUGUGACCCGAAUUAUUCUAUACCAUUAUUUAAUUUAAGUGUCCUUCCUAAA